AUAAAGGAAGCAAGUCACACGUCCACUGGGUAACGACUGUACCUGAUUAAUUAUCCCUCUUCUGUUUGAUUAAUAAUAAUGUUGGUUACACACAGAAAGGUUUAAUAAAGAAGAGAGAAAAUGGAAGAGAUAAAGACGGAGCCUGUGGAUUUUGUGAAGGAAUUUCAAGAAUACCUGACGCAGCAAACCCAGCAUGUCAACAUGAUCUCAGGCUCUGUUUGUGGAGAGAAGGAGACAGCGGAGGCGUUUCAAGCCGUUGCCCCAAGGUGUGAGCAGAAUGGUCUGGACCCCCCGUCAGUGGAGGUGAGCCUGCCACUGGAGGACGGGCCGGAUGUUCAGAUGGAUGGCCUGGAGAGGACCUGCGAUGGAAAGUACAAGUGCAGCUACUGCAGCUAUGCCAACAAAGGCAUGGCUCGCUUAAUAGAGCACAUCCGCAUCCAUACAGGAGAAAAGCCUCACCGCUGCCAGCUGUGCCCGUUUGCAUCUGCGUACGAGCGCCACUUGGAAGCUCACAUGCGCUCACACACGGGAGAGAAGCCGUACAAGUGCGACCUCUGCGCCUUUCGAUGCAGCGACCGCAGCAACCUAUCGCACCACCGCCGGCGCCGCCACAAGCUUCUGCCCACCAGGGUGGUCCGCUCUCCUUUCUCCAACAAGAGGAUGCUGAGCGCUUUGCAGAAGAGGACGGGCUCGCUGGGCUUCAGCCGCCGGCUCCUCAUCAACUUCAACCCUCCCUCCAUGGUAAUGCCAAAGUCGGAUUAUCUGAGUGACUUGUCUCACAAGAUCCACCAUUUGAACAGCGGCGAGUUUAAGAACCUACCCAAGGUGGAUGAGAGUGACAGUCGCAAUAGGAGUGCCAACGGUUUGACUUUUAAAAACCCACUGGACCAGCUGUCUACGCUUGCUGGCCAGCUGGCCGACCUUCACCCUGAGUCUCAGACUCCUGCAUCCCCAGACAGGGAGUCUUUCAAAGAUGAGAAGCCCAUCCUCAUUCAGCAUGUUUCCAGUGAACAGGUUGCAGUGUGUUCAAACGGAGUGCAGACGUCGCCGCCUAAAAAGGAAUCUCCCGCCUCAGGCCAGGGGAGCUGCAGUCCUGUCCCCGGCCUCAGCUUCGAGAACAACAUGAACGUUCUUACUGCGAGUGUGAGCAACAGCCAGCCCAGCACGCCCACCCCUGCCCUGACUGUGCCUGACCAACAGCUCUUACAUAAAUGCCAGCAUUGUGAUAUUCACUUCUCUGACAAUAUCCUCUACACUAUUCACAUGGGCUGCCAUGACUAUGAACAUCCAUUCCAGUGCAACAUCUGUGGCCAUAUGUGCAUAGACAAAUACGACUUUGCGUGCCAUUUUGCCCGUGGCCAACAUAAAAAGUGAUUAGAUGCACUUUUCAAUAUGUUGUUUAGACAGUAUAGAAACUAAACACGGUGACACAGAAUUAGGUUUUGUAUUUUUGUUAUGCACAGUUUAUUAUUUCUAUUAAUUUAUACUCAUGAAGUAUACUAUACUGUUGCUUUACUGCGAGCUUUUCAUAUUAGUUGUGAAGGUACAAAACCACACAAACAUCCUGUGACACAGCACAGUUUGCAGCAUUUCAUUGUUAGUGCUUGGCAAUGCUGUCUGACCACAGUCCUCCGUGUCUACUGCAGCUCGUAGUGUUUUUCUGGAUUUGCAAUGUCUGAAAUGCUUUUGAGUGACUCAUCAUGGUUUAACUCAGCUCUUACAGUAAACCACAAAUAUACAGAGGCAGCUACAUUUAAGUCAUUUUCAAUACCAAAGCAGUAUUCAACACCAAACAUUACAAACUUUAUCAAAGCUCUUCGUGUGUCAUUAGGACGGCCGUCUGUACAGCAUGUUGCUUGUUGGUCUAAUUAUACACCAAAGUUUAAGUUAAAUUAUCUGGGGGAUAUUCAUACACAGUACAAAACUCAAGUUUGUAUCCAGACACUUAAAAUCUUGCCUUUUUUUUUUUUUAAUUUAUACCUCAUUUCAGAGACUGUAUAAUGUGUUCGCCAACUCGUUCAACAAUGUUUUAGGUACAGUCACAUAUUGUUUUACUAACUUUUAUUCCCAAUAUUUAUAUAUUGUAAUGAGUAGUUUUGUGGUACCAUAUGUACCACUUUGUAGUACAAAAAUCAACAUUCACUGUAGCCACCUUCUGUCUGUGUAGUAGCUGAUGUUGAGACACUUUAAUACUUUUACAUGUAAUGUGAAGUAACGUUCGUAGCUUUGGGUUUGUGAGAAUCUUGGUCUAAAGACGGUUAAUUUGUUUGUAUGUUAUUAUCUUAUGACAGACAGAAAAUGUUCAUUUGAGAAUAAUAAAUAUCCCUUUACAUUUAAGUGCUACAUUUGCAGAAGUCAUGUAGGUGUUUCCAAUGGAUUUUGAGGAGAAUUCUUUUUUUUUUUAAAAACAUUUCCUUCAAGUUUUUCAAUAUGAAAUAAAAUAAUUAACUUGCA
Molecule: messenger RNA, 2454 nt
Organism: Stegastes partitus (bicolor damselfish)
Lineage: Eukaryota; Metazoa; Chordata; Actinopteri; Pomacentridae
Product: zinc finger protein Pegasus
Exons: 4
Coding region: 121-1374 (417 amino acids)
Source: RefSeq, a predicted model, not a curated record